CGCCUACUUAUAGACAGUCCGCCGUGCUGAUUGGACACCGGCGGCGGUCAUCGAACGCCUUCUCAGCUUCUCAUUGGCCAGCCGCUGCCUUUCGCUUCAGGCUCUCGCGGGGCUGCUGUGCGAAGAUGGCGGCCGAACUGGUAGAAGCGAUGAACAUGGUGAAGAGUUUCCGGGUGUCUGAUCUGCAGACACUGCUGGCCUCCAUGGGCCGCAGUAAAAGCGGGUUGAAGCAGGAUUUAGUGGGAAGAGCUCUUCGGCUUGUGCAGACCGAGUACAGUCCAGAGCUGCUAAAGAACGUCCGACAGCUCUAUGAGACGCGCUUCCCCAAAGCCUCGGCCUGGCUGGCUGCCCGACGCCCGGAGACCGUACCCGUAACCUACCCUGCCCUCAACUCCUCGCCCAGAGGCACGGCGCAGGGAACAGACUACCUCAACGGCAUUCCCAAACCGGUGCCGCCUCCUGCGGCCGAAGUUAAACUGGUGCCCCUGCCGUUCUACCACAACCUAGAAACGCUGCUGCCACCUACAGAACUAAUCGCUCAGAACAGUGAGAAGCUGCAAGAGAGUCAAUGUGUUUUUGAAUUAACACCAAGCCAAGUGGAACAGAUCCGGAACUCCAGUGAACUUCGCCCAGGGAUGAAAUCGGUUCAGGUGGUUCUCAGAAUCUGCUACACAGACUCUAUUGGUGUUCAGGAGGACCAAUAUCCUCCCAAUAUUGCUGUGAAAGUGAAUCAGUCCUACUGUCAUGUACCGGGUUACUAUCCCUCCAACAAACCGGGUGUUGAGCCGCGUCGGCCCUGUCGACCCGUCAACAUCACGCCCUGGUUACACCUCUCCACAGUCACCAACAGAGUCACCAUCACAUGGGGCAACUUUGGAAAGCGGUACUCUGUGGCAGUGUAUCUUGUGAGGGUGUUCACAUCUGGAGAGCUCUUCAACCAGCUGAAGCAUUGCUCAGUUGAGAGUCCCGAUCGUUGUCGUGAACGCAUUCAGGACAAGCUGCGCUUUGAUCCUGAGAGUGAGAUCGCUACUACAGGACUGCGAGUGUCCCUCAUAUGCCCUCUGGUGAAGAUGAGACUUGGAGUGCCGUGUCGAGUACUCACCUGCGCCCACCUGCAGUGUUUCGAUGCUGUCUUCUUCCUGCAAAUGAAUGAAAAGAAACCCACAUGGACCUGCCCUGUAUGCGACAAACCUGCUCCAUUUGAGCUUCUUACUAUUGACGGGUUGCUGUCUGAGAUCCUUAAAGAGACGCCAGAGGAUGUGGAGGAGAUUGAGUAUUUGACUGACGGCUCAUGGAGGCCAAUCAGGGACGACAAAGAGAAGGAAAGAGACCGGGAAAACAGUCGCUCGCCCGACUAUCCAGUGGUAGAUAUAUGUGUUCCUGAGGCGAACGGCCACUCCCCAGCACAUAGCGCCACAAGCCAGACUGGGAAGUCUGGAUCGGGUGGCACAUCGGCAGGAACCGGUGGCACCGGUGGUGGGUCGGGAGGCGGAGCCGUGGUGGACCUGACUCUGGACGACUCGUCAGAGGAAGAAGGAGGGGGUGGGGCCGAGGACAGCGAGGACACGGACGACAGCCAGGACAGCCCCGCCCCCAAACGAGGCAGAUACGAUUAUGACAAAGACCUGGUCACCGCAUACUGAGACUAGCAGGACACUUAGACUUGUUGGGGGGGUGUAGAUGGGAUCUGAGCCUUGGAAAUUCAAGAAACGUGUCCCUGUAUCCUCUCCCGAAUGCAUACACACUCAUGCACGCACACAGACACGCAAACUCAUGCGCUGCUGACUUCUGGAGCAAUCGGGCGUCGCAUUGACAAACUCGUAGAUGCCCCGUAAAGCCAUUCCCAGUCAUUCACUGCAUCUCAAUACUGUAUUCUCCCUUUAAAGACCAUGGAAGAGUAACACCACCUUCAAUUCUUCUCUGUUGUCCUCGAUUUCCUCUCCACUUUGUGUUCUGACAGGUUUAAGCAUCCUGGGAAUUUAAGAUCUUGCCAGUUUUAGGCCUUCAAAAUAUUAUGAGAAAAAGUCACCGUAUCUCAAAAAAAGUUCAUUCCUUUGAUCGAGAUCAUACAACCAUUUACAAUCUAUUCAGAGGCUUUUUCUGUUAGUCCUCCACACAAGAUGUUUAUAUUAGCUGUUCAUUUCAGUGUGAUUUGGAGACAUUACUGAAGAAUUUCCAUCUCUCUCAUUUUUGUUUUUAAUUUGUCCACAGAAGUUGACAACCUACCUCAGUCUAACAGCGGGCUUGACCAGAGGGUUAUUGAAAGGGUGUUGAACCCCUUACAUUAAUUUUUUUUUUUUUAGUUGUGUUUUGAAUCCCUUUUGUUUUUCUUGUACAGCAACACUGGAGAGGCAUCAAGCAUUACUCAUUAUUUUGUGCUUGCCCAUUUAGGCAUCAUAUUAAAAAUGAUUCUGACUCUAGCAACGAGUUUCCGGUCAAGUCUGUCGGUCAACUAGUGUGAACUUAAUUGAAUGUGGUGCGCGAAUCGACACUUCAUUCAGAGGGAAUGAUGCUUUGACAUCAGCGGUCCUUUUGAGAUGCUAGUCAGCUAGUAAAUAUUGUAUGAUAUCUAAUGUAAUAAUGACAAUGUAUUAUUUCUGAUCAUUUAAUAGAAAAUUGCAGGUCUCAAUGUCAUUUUAUUGCUUUCAGUUGUUUUGGUCCGUACAAGGCUGCUAAAGUUACGACUUGAGAAAUUCUACAUGGGAAAGGCAGACUGAAAAAUCAGGUUGAGGAGAGGACAAUGAGUUGUUAUUAUUUUCUUCUAGACAUGACUGUAGUAAACACUAGGUUUAUUUAGCAGGGGAGCUGAUGUUAUUGGCAUAAUACCUUACAUUUAUUUUAAAACCUGAUCUUUUCAGUUUACUCCACUUUACAGUUUUCACUUUUCUUUUUCAUUUUAGGACUAAUGGCUGAUUUGUUUGAGCCCAUUGUAUGGAGGUUGUUUGUGUUUUAUUUCAACCAGCUGAGGAGGUGUUAACAUUUGCGUAACAUUUUGUGGACUUAGCGACAGGUGCGUUUCUUAAAUAUGUUCCUUAAUUUCUUGUCAGAAUGAGUAUUUAUUGAUUUAACAGUUUUUGCCUCUUAUUUGAAUUGCAUUUGUUCUCUUUGUGCAUUUGAGGCAUUUCGCAGCAAUUUCAUGAGUUUCCAGCAUGUUGCUUUGUGAUGGUAGAUAACGCUGUGUCCUCUCACGGCCUGCUGGUGUAUGCGCAAUAUCAGCCAUUUGCGACAGUCCCAACCUAAGAGUGCUUAGUCUGGACUGUGCAGACUUGACCUAAACCUCGAAAGAAAGAAAAUCUGCGCUAAACUACCAAACACACAUGGCACAUCCAGGCGGCUGAUCUGUUGAGGAGGACUCAGGGAUGACGUGUUAGUUCUACUUGUCUUUACAUUUUCUUCUCAGUCAAACUUGACUCUCGAACCAGGUUCCAGCAUCGUGUACAUUACCUUCACCAUCAGGUCUUGUAAAGUAGACAGAUCUCUGAUCUAGAAAUUCAGAUGUACUUUCAUUGCAUACGAAAUACAAAUAUUGAAAAAUGGCGCAAGGACUUUUUUUUUUCCCUUGUCCUCUAAGAUUCCAGAGAAAAUCACUGCACUAAGCUCACUAGUGGCAAUUUUAAAGGUUUUUGUUUCCAACUAAUCCUGAAUUCUGACUUGAAUACUCAGUACUGUAUCCUGUCUGUGCUUGGGAAUGUCUCAGCAGAAAAAUAUCGCCAUGAAGGGUCAAAUUACUUUUAAUUUUAGGUUCCUCUUUGAGUCAGCAUGGUCUUCCAUCUUCUUUACACGAUACUCCCAACUCCCCCACACACUUUUCUUUAGAUUUUUUAGAAUAGUCAGUGCUGCAUUUGACAGUUUCACAUAAUAAGACCUUAAUGUUCCCCUAAAUUUGACCACACUUUUAAGGUAAGGAACCUCUUGAAUAGACUUCCAUUUUUAGAUACCUAGAUCAAUCUAUUAGAAAAAUGUGGAUAAAAUGUACAUUUUCUUAUAUUUAAGAGAUAAAUGGAUGGUGAUUGACAACAAUAUAUAUUUCCAGCUCAGAGGUGAGUACAACCUCUGUGUAGUCAGGUGAGGUUGAAAUGUUUGUUUUUUGGGAAUGGAGGCAUCCCCUCUUGUUACAGUGCUUAAGACAGCAUGGGCAGCAGCUUGCAGUUCUUGAUGUAACUGUUUUGUUUGUGUCUUUUUAUAUGUUCAUAUUAAAAGCCAAUAAAAAAUAAUAAUAUUUUAUCAA
Megalobrama amblycephala (Wuchang bream) is the source of this 4228-nucleotide messenger RNA. RefSeq names its product protein inhibitor of activated STAT, 4a (gene pias4a). Gene Ontology annotation, biological process: protein sumoylation; regulation of transcription by RNA polymerase II. Gene Ontology annotation, molecular function: SUMO ligase activity; zinc ion binding; transcription coregulator activity. The record is from RefSeq and is a predicted model, not a curated record. Lineage: Eukaryota; Metazoa; Chordata; Actinopteri; Cypriniformes; Xenocyprididae. The transcript has 11 exons. The coding region runs from base 126 to 1643 and encodes 505 amino acids.